This is a messenger RNA of Asterias rubens (European starfish), 3358 nucleotides long. Its product is annotated as putative RNA-binding protein Luc7-like 1. Gene Ontology annotation, cellular component: U2-type prespliceosome; U1 snRNP. NCBI's taxonomy places the organism in Eukaryota, Metazoa, Echinodermata, Asteroidea, Forcipulatida, Asteriidae. Gene Ontology annotation, biological process: mRNA splice site recognition. The transcript is spliced from 11 exons. Gene Ontology annotation, molecular function: mRNA binding. The record is from RefSeq and is a predicted model, not a curated record. Bases 349 to 1533 code for a protein of 394 amino acids.
ACAGUUUGUUGCAACCAAACUAAACAUGUCUGCCCAGGAGCAGAUGCGUAAAAUGCUCGACGAGCUGAUGGGCACGACCAGGAAUGGAGAACAAUUGUUUGACAGCAUCAAAAGAGUCUUCCAUUUACGACAAGCAGUUGCCGUACACACGCUGUCAUCGUCUCUCAUGCUGGAUCAGGUCUGUCAAACGGAGAAGCCAAAGUUGAUUCGUUUCGUUGCAGAGAUAAUCCAGAAUAACUGCAUUUCCGAGAGGAGGAAGCCACCAACCAUGUGAGAUUUGACAGCCCUCGGGUUUGCCGAGCAUUCCUACUCAAUGCCUGCCCACAUACCAUUCUUGAAGGAACUAGAAUGGACUUGGGAGCUUGUAAUAAGAUACAUGACCCAGCCUUGCGAGCUGACUAUGAAAAUGCAGCACAGACCAGAGAGUUUGGUUACGAUGUUGAUGCCAUGCAACAAUUAAAUGCUUUCAUAGCAGACUGCGACCAUCGCACAGAGAUCGCCAAGAAGCGUCUUGCUGAGACCCAGGAGUCCCUCAGCCAAGAAGUCAAUUCCAAGGCUGAUCGUGUUCAUCAGAUCGGAGAGGAGAUCGGCAUAAAGCUUGCGGAGGCAGAAGCCCUUGGAGAAAAGGGCGACGUGGAGGAGUCCAUGAGGAUCAUGGCUGAGGUGGAAGAGAUCAAGAAGAAGAAGUUUGAAGCAGAGGAGGAGUACAAGAACUCGAUGCCAGCGUCUACCUAUCAGCAGCAGAAGCUCCGUGUCUGCGAAGUCUGCUCUGCAUACCUGGGCCUGCAGGACAAUGACCGCAGACUCGCUGACCACUUUGGGGGCAAGCUCCACCUUGGCUUCAUUGAGAUCAGGGAAAAGUUAAUGGAUUUGAAGACAAAAGUGGCUGAAAAGAAAGAAGCUUACGAGGUAGAGAGAGCCGAACGUAGGAAGCAGCAAGACCAGGAACGUCUGGAACGAGAAAAGGAGCGAGAAAAAGAGCGAAAGGAGCGCAGGAAGAGAUCUCGAUCACGAUCUGGUUCCAGAUCACGCCGCCGGCGCCACUCUCGUUCUAGAUCACGCUCCAGGGAUCGUCGUCGAAGGUCUAGAUCUCGCUCAAGGGAUAGACGUCGCCGUUCACGAUCCAGAGACCGAGAUCGUCGCCGCCGAUCACGCUCUCGAGAUCGCCGUCGUCGCUCCCGUUCCCGAGAACAUAGAAGCUCUCGUUCCCGUCGAUCCAGGUCACGCGAUCGGAGACGAUCACGAGACAGAGACGAUAGAAGGAGGCGGUCUCGCUCGGAUUCCCGCGAGAAAAAGCGACGUUCCAGAUCUGAGUCUCAAGAGGAGUCUACUGGACGGAGGAAGGCAGAGGACCCUGAGCAAGAGAGGGCAGUAGAAGGUUCUCCCGCAAGGAAGGAAGGGAGCCCCGAGGCAUCUCCUUCAAGAGUUGAUGGCGAGUGCCCCAAAGUGGCACAUAAUGGAGUAGAUGCAAUGGGAGAUGCAAAGGUUGAGAGAGACACCAUGGAAGAAGGCGAGACUGGAGAUAGUCCUUGAAUCAGUAAACUAUAAAUCAGGCAUGCAACUUUUUAGCUGAUCAGCUGAUAUCCUCUCUUCCUUUUCAAAACUGUGCCAUAGAAAACUGAAAAACAUUGUACAAAAGUUGUUGGCCAUUUUUCUCUUUUUCUGCAGUUAGAAAGUUGCAUGUCUGAUAAAUGUAGCAUAUUCCUUUAUAGACCCCUUGCAUAAUGUUGUCACACUUUCAAGAAGCGCCAUCCCUUAGGCCAAAAGGAGGCAGGGUGAUUUGAUGAUAGCUGGUCUUUGUGUGUAAGUGCGCAUGUGACCUCGGCAUACAUGUAGCGUGUCGCAUUAUGCAAGGGGGGUCUAACGAUUUGUAUAACCCCCUUGCACAAUGCCGAACACACCUUCGAAGAAUGUGCAUCUUUCUAGUAGUCAAAUCUUUUGCAUAUGUUUGUGCAUGAUUUUGACCCCCAAAAUGGCGGCUAGGAUAUGUGUUUGUGGGUGUGCUGUGCAUUGUGCAACGGGUCUAUUAGUUACCUAGCACUUGCUUAGUGGUUCGUAUCUUUAUACACAUUUAUUUAAUGUGCCAACACAUUCUUUAAUCAUAAGUUAUGGAAAGCCAUCAGGCUUGCAAAGUGCUCCAACAAUCAACUUUUUCCGUACUUUCUGAUACAAGAAAGUAACUGUCUGAUUUAUGUGAAAUAUUAUCUUUCAAAGCUUUGCUCGAGAUGUGAUUGUUUUUGCUAGCUCAUGGUAUAACUUUUGUUUGUGUUGGGAUGUGGGAGGGAUACUGCCAUGUUUUGUCUCAGACCUGUUGGUUGAUUUUCAAACCCAUACUUUGUAAGAUAAGGUAGUUUGGAAAACCAGAUAGAGGCUUAGAUUAUUUAAACACAUUGUGGUUUGUUUCAAUGUAGGCCUUUAUUGCAAAAAUAAAAAUUAUUAAACUUAUCUACAUGGUCUACAACUUUUUGGUUGUAUAAAUACCCAAGGUGAAGUUGAGUUUUCAGGAACUUUGAACUGUUUGAAGGGUUUUGAAGUUAGCUUUUUACCAUUGCUUAAAUAAAGAUACAAAAUUACAACAGCUUAGAACAACUUCCUGUGUACAUAGUGAUUUUAAUCAUUUUCAAUAUGAAUUAACUUUGGCAGGAAAAAGAGGGGAGUCGGGGAAAAUGUUUGAAAAUUAAGCCCCAAUCCCAGCAAUUUUUGCGCUGAAUUAUUUUUGUCCGCUUCAUUUUUAUUUGCAUCUUCCCCAUUUACACAGGAAACUUUGGUACUGGUAUACACUUAAUAUUAAACAGUAUUCAGAUUGGGGGGUUUUGGUGCAAAUCCCACUAGUAAAUUUGUCUUUGUUUAUCUUUUUCUUGUGGAAAGGUAUGCAGUAAUACCAUGUAAUGACCAUCUCUAAAUGUAGAGUUGGAGUGGUUUUGAAAGGAACUGUUGGUUUCAACUCGCUGUUUUUUGGUCAGUAUGUACUGUUCAUCUUAUGGCGAAAAACACUGCAAACCUUUCCAUAUCGUAUUUCAACCAUGCAAAGAUUAAAAAUUAAAAUCUUACGUAACUUUUAUUUGUUUAACUCCAAAUUCCCUCGUUGUUCAUUAUUUAGUAAUCAGAUUGGAAAUACAAUUUGUUUUAUUCUGAUAUGACUAUAAACCUGGUACUUUUUUCUUCACCUCUUGUCACUUAUUAAUUAUUAUCACUGUACAUUGUGUAUGAUGUAUCCUAACUGCUGUACAAUAUUGCUAAGUACCUUAUUCGUUUAAAACUCAAUUCAGGGACACAAUGUCCUUUGCGACUGUUAUUCAAUGUCAAGAAAACAACAUGUUGAAUUAAAGAAACAUUUUCUAAUUGUAAUUUAAAAGAA